Molecule: messenger RNA, 2335 nt
Organism: Poecilia latipinna (sailfin molly)
Lineage: Eukaryota; Metazoa; Chordata; Actinopteri; Cyprinodontiformes; Poeciliidae
Gene: snx6
Product: sorting nexin 6
Exons: 14
Coding region: 247-1386 (379 amino acids)
Biological process (GO): retrograde transport, endosome to Golgi
Cellular component (GO): endosome
Molecular function (GO): phosphatidylinositol binding
Source: RefSeq, a predicted model, not a curated record
UCCUAUGUUUUCGAACGUUUCCAUGAUUUUUUUUUUCUUCUCACGAGAUUUGGCAACUGUGUCCACUUCCUGUCACCAGCCGUUCGCAGCCAUGAUGCAGGAAGGGCUGGACGACGGACCCGACUUCCUCUCCGAGGAGGACCGGGGAGUGAGUGCCCUCCUUCUGCCUGUCUGUCUUUGUACCAAUGAAUCUGUUCGCCUGCCCAACUAUAUGUUCCACCGCGAGCGGUAAAUGUGGAUCUGGAGAUGGACGCCACGCUACAGGUGGACAUUUCUGACGCGCUCAGUGAGAGGGACAAGGUGAAGUUUACCGUCCACACCAAGAGUACGCUCCCCAACUUCAAACAGAACGAGUUCUCUGUGGUCCGACAACAUGAAGAGUUCAUCUGGCUACACGACUCAUUUGUUGAAAAUGAAGACUAUGCAGGAUACAUCAUCCCUCCAGCCCCCCCCAGACCUGACUUUGAUGCAUCCAGAGAGAAGCUGCAGAAACUGGGGGAAGGAGAAGGAUCCAUGACCAAGGAGGAGUUCACCAAGAUGAAGCAAGAGCUGGAGGCAGAGUACCUGGCUAUCUUUAAGAAGACCGUUGCCAUGCAUGAGGUCUUCCUCUGUCGUGUGGCUGCUCAUCCCAUCCUCAGGAAGGACCUCAAUUUCCACGUCUUCUUGGAGUACAACCAGGAUCUGAGUGUACGAGGAAAGAACAAGAAGGAGAAACUGGAGGAUUUCUUUAAGAACGUUGUGAAGUCGGCUGAUGGUGUUCUAGUGGCUGGAGUCAAGGACGUCGAUGAUUUCUUUGAGCAUGAAAAGACAUUUCUACUAGAAUAUCACAACAGAGUCAAAGACGCUUCGGCCAAAUGUGACAGAAUGAUCCGCUCACAUAAAAAUGCUGCUGAUGACAUGAACAGAAUCGCCUCCUCUCUGUACACAUUAGGAACACAGGACUCCACAGACCUCUGCAAGUUUUUCCUGAAGGUAUCAGAGCUAUUUGAGAAAACUAGAAAAAUUGAGGCUCGAGUUGCAGCAGAUGAAGACCUGAAGCUGGCUGACCUGCUCAAAUAUUACCUGAGGGAGUCACAGGCUGCUAAGGACCUGCUGUACCGGAGGAGCCGGGGCCUGGUGGACUAUGAGAACGCUAAUAAAGCUCUGGAUAAAGCGCGAGCUAAAAACAGAGAUGUUUUACAGGCAGAGACAAACCAGCAGCUUUGCUGCCACAAGUUUGAGAAGAUCUCUGAGUCUGCCAAGCAAGAGCUGAUAGAUUUCAAGACGAGAAGAGUGGCAGCUUUCAGGAAGAACCUGGUGGAGCUGGCAGAGCUGGAGCUCAAACAUGCCAAGGGUAACCUGCAGCUACUGCAGAGCUGUGUGGGCGUCCUGAAAGGUAACACUUAACCGUCCUGUCCUGCCUGCAGCCAGCUGGACACGCCCACUGUUAGGACGGAGCCUGUAAGAAUGGACAAAACACUGAGACAUGUGGACCAGAGAGACAGCUGGGGGUCAAAAAUGACACGAAGUCUGUUUUCUUCAUCAGUAACCAAACACAGUCUUCACCACUCUACUCACUAUUCCUAAAGCCACCCAUGCUUGUCCUUCUGGUUCAUCAUCAGAACCUCAGCACCGGCACUGGUCCUCUUGGCCGAAUGCAAGCCCUGCAACACUUUUAGCGUGCUUUCAUUCUAGUCUAUCACUUUAGGUAUUUACUUGAUUUCUCCUGAACAUCCAUCAUUUGAAAGUCUUUAUCAUCACCCAGAGAACAAAUCCAGUCCAUCUGGGCUCUGCAGUCUGGAUGUAGUUCAGCUCUCAGCUGUAGUUGGACAUGUAUUAGUAGUUGUGCUGAGUUUAAGCACCGUUCGAAGAACUCUUUUAAAUACUCUACUUGAAAUAAAUUCACCAUAUAAUCUACAGAUAAAUGCAAUGAGAUGACAAAUAUGAUUCGCUGAUGUGUUCCAUAAUUAUCCACACUAUAAAACAACCUGAUGCAGUAUAUAAAGUUACAUGAACGCCACUCGAAGGUUGAUGGUGAAAGCAGCAUGUUGGUCUGUACUAAAUGCCUCCAGUUUGUCAAAUAACCAUCAACUUACUAACCCAACAGUGUCUAAAGAUGGCACACGGAAGUAUUUUAAGUGAAUCAAAACAAUAAUUGAUAAGAAAACAUAUCAACUAAUACAGCAAACAUCAUUAUAGGAACACAAAUAUGAACUAUUUUUAGCUUCUCACUCUUCUUCCACUUCUGCCAGAGUUUUCUCCUUACUGACGUCACAUAUCUCGGUUGAUAAAUGUGUGUGUUACGCCGGGACGGUUUAUCCAUUUACAAAAUUAUUGGGAAGCAAAUCAGCAAAAA